Tilletiaria anomala UBC 951 is the source of this 685-nucleotide messenger RNA. Its product is annotated as Sm-like ribonucleoprotein. NCBI's taxonomy places the organism in Eukaryota, Fungi, Basidiomycota, Exobasidiomycetes, Georgefischeriales, Tilletiariaceae. Gene Ontology annotation, cellular component: spliceosomal tri-snRNP complex; U6 snRNP; P-body. Bases 192 to 614 code for a protein of 140 amino acids. The record is from RefSeq and is a predicted model, not a curated record. The transcript has 4 exons. Gene Ontology annotation, biological process: nuclear-transcribed mRNA catabolic process; spliceosomal snRNP assembly; P-body assembly. Gene Ontology annotation, molecular function: U6 snRNA binding.
CCUCCAUCUGACAUCUCAAAGGGAGCACACGUACCGCAGGGCGAAUCGGUUGCAGGCGCAGACCAUCGUGAACAACCUCCUCAGGCCGCAGAAGAGAACGCGCCUAGUAGAAAGAAGCGUGCCAUCACCGAGCCCUAAAUCAUCCCACUUGCAAGGCCUUUCGCAGGGUCAGUAGAGAGCGGGUCAAAGCCAUGCUACCGCUAACGCUGCUGAAUGCAGCGCAGUGCAAACCGAUGCUCGUUGAGCUUAAGAAUGGCGAAACCUUCAAUGGCCACUUGAUCGCGUGCGACAACUUCAUGAACCUCACAUUACGAGAGGUCUACCAAACAAGCGCCGAUGGAGAGCGGUUCUGGAAGCUUCCGGAAUGCUACAUCCGCGGCUCAACGAUCAAGUACUGCCGGAUCGCUGAUUCAGUCAUCGACACCGUCAAGGAACAGGAGGAAGCGGCGCGCAAGCAAAGACAAGCGCAAGGCUAUGGGCAUGGGCACGGCCGCGGUGGACAGGGGCGAGGCUCUGGUCCGGGACGAGGUGGACCUGGAGGUAGGGGUGGAGGACCACCAGGUCGAGGCGUGAGUGGCGCAGGACGAGCACCAAGAGGCAGGGGGCGAGCAUAAUAUGUCGAGGGUACAUGCUUUGGUUUCAUGUAAGAUAGGAGGCGUACUACAGUCGACCCCAACGUUAGUCA